This is a messenger RNA of Brassica rapa (field mustard), 1989 nucleotides long. RefSeq lists its product as uncharacterized. Gene Ontology annotation, biological process: ribosome biogenesis. The record is from RefSeq and is a predicted model, not a curated record. NCBI's taxonomy places the organism in Eukaryota, Viridiplantae, Streptophyta, Magnoliopsida, Brassicales, Brassicaceae. Gene Ontology annotation, cellular component: nucleolus.
UUCGGUUCGGUUCGGUACGGUUCGGUUUUACCAUAUUGAACAGCCCUAUAUUAAACCCUAAAUUACAAUCACUAAACCCAAACCCAAAUGUAAACUAUAACAUAUAGUUAUAAUAUUUUGAAUAAAAUUAAAAUAUAAAAUAGUAUAUACUAUUGACCUGAAAAAACUUAAAUAGUAUAUAUACUAUUGACCUGAAAAAUCUGAAACCCAAACCCAAAUGUAAACUCUGUCCUAAACAAUUGUCCUGAAAAAUAAGAAAACAAUGAGAUGGUUAUACAACCUCACAGUAUAGUUCAUGAGAAAACCAUGAAAUAACUUUAGAUUUCCAUGUGAAUAGAACAUAUUAUUCUAUGCACGUCAGAUUACUACACUAUGUAUAUACAUAUAUGUGUGUGUGUUUGACAAACAACAAAUUUUAUUCUCUUACAAAUGGAGUGUAUUCUAUGUACAAAGAAUCUAAAAGAAAUAAACCAACUAACCUCCGUGAAGUUUACUCAGAUACUACACGUUGUCGAAAUCACAUAAGAAAUAGGGCCUUCAACUCGCCAUCACAAUUUAUACCGUCUUCUUUGCUAAACUCGACGCCGACAUUUCUUUCGUCGCACGAGUUGAGUCUCUCUUAAAACACAUGUCUCAUUUAUCUUGACACAUUUGUUGCAACUCUAUUCUUCACCGUCCCUUCACCGUGAACACAAUGAGAUUCAUCGGAAGUAGCUACAUAUCUGAACAAAAUUGAUUAACCGCCCCAAUAUUUACUAAUAAAAAGUAACCUUUACAGAUAUGUGUGAAUAUCAAAAGGUAUGACUAACGUAUGGACACAAGUAACUUUGCCACAAUAAUUAUUUAUUUAAUUUUUUUAUUUUUUGUGUGCAGGUUUUCCCGGUUAUUCAUAAGGAUAAUAUGACUAUUUUUUAUAAAAUAGAAACGGUGUAUCGGUCAGCUACGCCGUUUGGCUAUCUAGUGAAUUAUGCUUUUUUGGGUUAUACAGUCCAAUUUCCCUUUAAUCAACUAUCAGUUUAUUCAAAGAUCACACGACUACAUACAUUAUCGAUAACUGGGCUAGUCUAUACAAGUAUAAGGAGAUUGGGAUCCAUUGCAAGUCUAAAGGACUACAAUCGAUUUCCUUUACGGACUUGUUUUAUUAUUAUUACUAGGGUGCGGGCAUAAAAAUAUAGUUUGAUAUCGAUCGAGUUAUUCUGCGCUUCUUCAUUGUCUGGAGACAGCAGGAAACAAAGUUGGUACGUUUGCUUCGUUUGAAAUGGAAAAGGGAAUCACAUGUGCUUGUUUUCUUUGGAGGAUCUACGAAGAGCUGAAUUGCAGCUAAGACAGCAGAAGGAAUUCUUUGGACAUCAUUGUUUCAAGUUCUUGUCAAUUUACAUAUGGAUUUCUUGUGGAUAUCGUCCUGUUAAAACGGGUAUCAAAAGGGAGGUAGAUGAAAAUUUAAGGCCUGGUGUUGAGGCUCUCGUAGACUCUUGCUCUGAUCAGGAUCGUCAAUAUCUCCAUACAGUAUUUGGUGUCUUGUUUUGCUCUUCUGCAGAAGGUCCUUGUAGGAACUAUCUAGCAGCUCUUAAACAAGAAUCCGAUUUGAAUUUCAAGUAUGGAAGAAAGGUUUAGAAAAACCAAAAUGGGACAAGUGACAGUUUAAAGCUAAAAGAAGAUCAGCGCAAGACUCAUGGAUGCAGUAUGGCAGAGAUAAAGAACAAGUUGUAUAGCUUUUUUUCCGGAAGCACCAUGUGGAAGCAUAAAAGUAUUCAAAAAAAAAAAAGUGUUUAGUUUUAGAAGUUACAUAUCUAUCUUAUUAAAACUGAAGUACAAAAUGAGAUUGUUUGGAAACAUGUAUAUGAGUUUAAAAAAUAAGAGUGUUUGGUAACAUGGAUUGUAGUCUUUUAAAAAAAUAUUACUUUUGUUUGGAAAUGAAGAUAGUAGUAUUAAGCAAAAAAGUAAUGGGCUUGUGUUAUUAAGAAAAAUUGAAAGUCCAUCAUAUUAUAA